Messenger RNA from Castor canadensis (American beaver), 5230 nucleotides. It is a transcript of the gene Stil, whose product is annotated as STIL centriolar assembly protein. Gene Ontology annotation, biological process: protein localization to centrosome; mitotic spindle organization; smoothened signaling pathway. Lineage: Eukaryota; Metazoa; Chordata; Mammalia; Rodentia; Castoridae. The record is from RefSeq and is a predicted model, not a curated record. Gene Ontology annotation, cellular component: microtubule organizing center.
GAGAGGAUCCUUCAUAGGAAAGCAACUAGAAGAAUUUUUUUUUUUUUCCCGUACUGAGGUUUGAACUCGGCCUACACUUUGGGCCACUCCACUAGCCAUUACUUAAGGGUUUUUCGAGAUAGGAUCUCCGAACUAUUUGCGGGGACUGGCUUUAAACUGCGAUCCUCCUGAUCUCUGCCUCUUGAGUAGCUGGGAUUACAGGCGAGAGCCACUGGCGACAGGCAUAAGAAGAAAUUUACGCAUUCAAGUAUAAGCUUUGGAAGCUGAUCACUGGUCUCUAGGCCGCCAAUCAGUGCAGCAAACACUUCCGGCUUCCUCUAGCUCCGGAUGUUCUUAUUGCGCGUGCGCGAGGCCCACCUACCCCGGAACUUAAUCUUCUACGAAAUGCAGGUUUUAAAUCCUUGGAAUACUUAUCCAGGAACUACGUUAGCGCUCUCAAUUCUCCAAAGAGCCUUGGGAUUGGUCGAGCGCGGAACUGAUUCAGGGCUAUGAUUGGUUGACACACUAGCACGACGUAGCGACUUUGCGUAACGCCUUGGGCUCCGCCCUUGCUUCCUGACUGGCGGAGUUUCUAACCACUCAGCAGGCGCGGCGCGUCCUUUGGUUUCUCGAGAGGAUAUUUGCCGCCUCGGUUCCCGCGACCCCAACGUCCCAGAGGCGGGGCCGGAGCUAGCCGAGGUUCUCCUUGGAGCCCGCCUCUGUUUUGGCCCAACAAACAAGACUCCAUCCUGACAGAGGUAGUAGCGAGUGGGACUUUAUGCUCCUGGUUUCCCCGAGGGGCCGGCGCGGCCCGAGGAAGGAAGGAUACUGAGGAUUCAAAGUUAAAUAAUCACUCGCCAAAUAUAUGGAGCCUGUUUGUCCUCUUUCGAGGUUCCAGAUGAAUACCAGGUUUCCUUCAAGCAAGAUGGUACCUUUCCACUUUCCUCCAUCAAAAUUAGCACUUUGGAACCCAAUACCAAUUGGAGAUAUUGUCUACUUACAUCUCAAUUACUACAGAAAUCCAAAGCUUGUGGUGACUAAAAAGACCAUUAGACUUGCUUAUCGUCAUGCUAAGCAGAAUAAAAAUGUGCUGUGCUUUUUACUUGGUUCUCUUUCAGUGGAUGAAGAUGAAGAAGGUGUGACAUUGACAGUAGAUCGCUUUGAUCCUGGUCGAGAAGUACCUGAAUGCUUAGAAAGAACCCCCACUGCUUCUCUUCCUGGAGACUUUUUGAUCCCAUGCAAAGUUCAUACUCAAGGAGUUUGUUCGAGAGAAAUGACAAUUCAUAAUGCAGAUGACUUCAGUUCAACUUUUAAGGCUCUACAGCAUCACAUAUGUAGCAAAGAUUCCUUGGACUGGGGGAAGCUGCUUUCCCUAAGAGCUCAGAUCACUUGCAGGGAGAGUUUGAACAGUGUGGAUUUUGACUUGCACUGGGCAGCAGUAACUUUAGCAAAUAACUUCAAAUGUGCUCCUGUGAAGCCCAUCCCCAUUAUUCCAACAGCUCUAGCAAGAAACUUGAGCAGUAAUCUGAAUAUUUCUCAAGUUCAAGAGAUCUACAAAUAUGGAUAUCUUACCAUGGAUGAGACACGCAAAUUAUUACUUUUGCUGGAAUCUGAUCCCAAGGUGUAUUCUCUACCAUUAGUGGGAAUUUGGCUGUCUGGAAUUAUACAUAUCUAUAGUCCUCAGGUGUGGGCUUGCUGCUUGAGAUACAUGUUCAGUUCUUCUAUUCAAGAAAGGGUUUUUUCAGAAUCUGGAAAUUUCAUCUUGGUUCUCUAUUCUUUGACACAUAAGGAACCUGAGUUUUAUGAAUGCCUCCCAUGUGAUGGCAGGACACCUGACCUUCGAUUUCAGUUGCUCACCAGCAAGGAAACAUUUCAUCUUUUCAAUAAUGUUGAAAGUUCUGACAAAAAUCCAAUCCAUUUUGAACUGAGUGCUGAAAGCCAAGAUGUAGAAAGAGAAUUUUUCAGCAAGUUUCCCAAGAAUCUUUCAGUUAAGAGGUCUCCCCAGAAGUUACCCCCUGGGAAAAUACCAAUAAAUGACCAUGACUCUGGUGUUGAAGAUGAAGAUUUUUCUCCAAGACCAAUUCCUAGUCCUCAUCCAGUGAGUCAGAAGAUUUCUAAGAUCCAACCAUCAGUUCCUGAACUUUCUCUUGUGUUGGAUGGCAAUUACACAGAAUCUAAUCAUAUCUCUAAUCCAUUGGAAGUGAUGAAUAUUGAAACCCUUCCUUCAGUUAACCAGACUGAACACUUGAAGCCCUUGCAACCUGAGCUUUAUGAUGAAAAACACAGCACAGAAGCUGAAGCUGGAGAGUCUUCCUUGAAAGGGAUGCCAAAUCAGUUGAACCAGGGCACUGCUUCUUUGAGUCACUGCAAAGUAAGACAGUCAUCUUCCUGCAAGAACGAGAACCAUCAUUUCAAGAACAACAGUAUUAUACCAUCCUCUCUUAAUGUACCACCUCUUGAUAUACCUGAGAAGCUUCAAGUAGUUUCUGCUGGGAACGAACAAAGAGAAGACUAUUGUAUAAGACCUUCAGUGUUUAAUUCUGGGCAGUCUUCUCUUGCUCCACAGCCCCACCCACACAAUUUUGUUUUUUCACCCCAUAAUGCAGGAAGACCAAUGAAAUUUCAGAUACCUACUCCCUCACUACCAUCUUACUAUUCCACAAAUGUUUGCAGCUGUUGUCAGCAUCAUGGUCAUAUUCAAUAUAGUACAAUAAAUUCUUGGCAAGGAAUAAAUUCAGUGGGGUCCAUUCAAGACCUCCAGCCAGAAGCCCUUCAAAAGCAUUCAGUAUUUCCCCCAAGCAGGUGUCCAGCUUUGUACCACAAUGCAGUCUACUCCUCAAGUAGUCCUGUAACCUUGAGACCUCAGGGAAGUAUGGCCAGUUGUUCUUACCACAACAAUACAGAACCGUCCCCUGUGGCAGGACCUUCACAUAUGAACUCAUGUAACCCACAGCCUUGUGCAGUGUUCAUGCACACACCCAAGACUGGAUCAGAUGAUGGAAUGAUGGGACUAUCUCCAGAUGCAUAUCGGUUUGUCACAGAGCAAGACAGACAGCUGAGAUUACUUCAGGCGCAGAUUCAGCGUUUAUUGGAAGCACAGUCUCUGAAGCCUGGCUCGCCUAAGACAACCACUCUUGAAGAUGCAAGACAAAUGGAGCUGGUUUCCACGGAAGCACAGUCUUCCCCUGGCUUGCACUUGAGAAAAAGUGUAAGCAUUGCUGUGAGCACAGGUGCUAGCUUAUUUUGGAAUGCAGCUGAUGAUGAUCAAGAGCCCGACUCUCUGUUGAAGCAAGAUGAUACCAAAAUUUCCAGUGAAGACAUGAAUUUCUCUGUUGAUAUUAAUAAUGAAGUCACAAGUCCUCCAGGUAGUGCAUCUUCAUUAAAAGCCAUUGAUAUCCCCAGUUUUGAAGAGAGCAACAUUGUUGUGGAAGAAGAAUUUAAUCAGCUCCUUUCUAAAUCCAACAGCUCUUCAACAGAGGUGAGAAAAGAACUUGAUGUGCCUGUGUUCUUUCCAAAUGCUCUGCUGGCAGAGAGUGUGAGCAUGUGCUUACAGAGCGGACCAAUUGAGGGUGCCAGUAACAACACCGAAACAUUGGGGAAACCAGAAAUUGAUCAAGUAAUGGACUCCUUGCCUCAUCAACCAUCAGAUAGCCAGAAAAUUUACCAGGAUUUAUUGAGUCAAGUGAACCAUUUAUUAAAUAAUUCCUCCAAAGAAGCUGAGCAGCCAUCUACAAAAGCAGUAGUUAUCAGCCGUGACUGUGCCAGAACCCAAAAUGUCUACCAGACAAAUAAAAAAAAAAAAAACAAUUCAGGACUAGUGGACAAAGAUUGUGUUCUUAAUGCAACUCUUAAGCAACUCAGAAGCCUGGGAGUAAAAAUUGAAUCUCCCACUAAAGUGAAGAAAAAUGCACAUAAAGUGGAUCAUGCCAGUGUGUUGGCAUGCAUCAGCCCUGAAGCAGUGAUCUCUGGAUUAAACUACAUGUCAUUUGCUAAUGUUGGCAUGAGUGGUGUAAGCCCCACUGGGGUGGAUUUGAGCAUGGAGGCAAAUGCUAUAGCUCUGAAAUAUUUAAAUGAAAAUCAGCUGUCACAACUUUCUCUCAAUCGAUCAAGCCAAAAUAACUGUGACUCAUCUUUUAGCCUUCUACAUAUUAAUACAGACAGAAGCACAGUGGGACUUAGCUUAAUUUCACCAAAUAACAUGUCGUUUGCAACCAAAAAAUACAUGAAGAGGUAUGGACUCAUACAAAGCAGCGACAAUAGUGAAGAUGAAGAGGAGCCUCCCAGCCACAUGAAUAGCAAGAAUCAAAGCCCUGCAUCCAUAACUACACAGCUGGGUCAUCAGAAAGAGCCUCCUAGAAAUGUCCAUGAAAUAAUUAAUUGUUAUAACUGUGAAUCUGAUAUGCCAGUACUGAGGAAUAUUACAAAUGAAGUUGCACAGCCAAAAGCAGCAGAACAGUUGAAUGAAAACUCAGCUUUCUUAUUAAAGAACCUUAAACCAAGUCCUGAAAUGAACCUCAGAACUGCAAAAGCAGAGUUUACUCAACAUCCUGAGAAAGAAAAUGAAAGGGAUGUUCCAGUUUUUCCUGAAAGUCUGCAAUCUUCUGAAACUUUAAAGCAAAGAAACAGCAUGAAUUCAGUAGGCACCUUUUUAGAUGUAAAGCGUCUCAGGCAGUUGCCAAAAUUAUUUUAAAUCUUUAAUUCCCUCCCUCUGGUAUGAGAACUGGAUAUCUCUGUACUUAUAAGGAAGCCAAAGCCUUUCUGUAGCUUUGGGGUUCCUACUCAGUGUGGGAGUCAAUCUGUUUUUUAACAACAGCCAGUUUACAAAUUGCUAAAUGAGUGACUUGAUUGUGAGGCAAGUUCUCUAAGUAGGGCUGUUCAGCAUCACUGAAACUUUAAAAAAACAAAAACAAAAACCUAAGAUAGUUAUUUUGGCAAAUUAAGGUAAAUGGACACUAUUCAGCUAUGAAACUGAACUGUCUUACGCUGUGUAUUUUAAGAAAUCCAUUUUUGUUGCAUGUUGCAUCUCUGCAUCUACCCAGUAUCCAUAUCAGUAAAAGAAAACAAAGAUAUCAUGAUCCCAGCUGAAUUAGCAAAACCAGCCCUUCUUGAGUGUAAGGGGAAAGUUAUUUUUAAAAAUAACUCGAGCUCUUUCAUAGGAGUAUGUUUCCUCUUAAUUAAGAUGUAUAUUUGUUGACCUCCAUCGGAAUAAAACUUUCAAUCUGAUGGAUUGAUAAAAAUGUAACAUCUUCAA